AUGACUAUCAUGUCUUUCGCAUCACAGUGGGCCCAGGCUGGUGAAAGAGGGGCCAGAGGUCAGCCGGCAGAAUUCCGUUUUACAGCAGAUGGAUUUCCUCAGUCAAACAAGUUUGAACGGUCCAUGCAAGAGACGCUCUGGCACCAGACAUCUCAACUGCUAUAUCGGGCUGCUGGCAUCGAUUCUUUCCGCGUAGUCUUUGCCUUGAUCAUCUUCUCGCUAACCCAACGGCCCUUGGAUACCACACGACCGUUUUUACGCACAAAUUCCAAGUUGAAAACGCAUUACGAGGAGUUCCAAGCUUUAGUGCAGGAUGACGAUGCCCCCAUAUUUCUGGAGAUUGCUCUGCGACAGCUCCUCGCUCAAAGGCGGAGACUGGAGCGUGUGGAACAAGACAUGGCGAGUCAAGGAAACGGCAAACGCGACCCUCUUCAGCAGGAAGACCGAGACACUUUCAACUUGCUGUAUUGGCUCGGAGUCAUGUUCGAUACCCUAUCGGCUGCGAUUUCUCAGCGUCCAGUCGUAGUCGACGACGAAGACAGCGAAUUGCCACGGUCAAACGGGCACGAGUACGCCGAAUCCCUCUCAUGGACUAAUCUUGCCAAUAUGUACAACGGCCAAUUCGCAAUGCCAAAAAAUUCCCCUAACACUUUUACUAGCACUCAACCAACUCAAAUCUCGGAGAGUAACGAGGUUUGGGGUGAUCUUUUCACGCGCGAUGGAACUUUGGAAGUGGACCCUGGAGCGGCGCGGUGGCCAUGUAGCUACAAGCUCGCCGCGUCAACACUAAGCUCGGCUGCGCCGGUGAAGGUACUCUUGUUCCGGCGGGUCGCACAUCUCCAAGCAUUGGUGUCGCGGAAAGUAUCCCCGGAUAGGAUCGAGUUGGGAAUAAACGCCGCAUUUCAAGUCUACAAUCAUUGGCACCGCACCUACGCUCCCUUCUUUUCAGACUGUGUAAAGUAUCACGCCACCCUCCCCACACGCGUACAAUCAUGGUAUAUACUUCUAGCAGGCCACUGGCACCUCGGAACCUUCCUGCUAUCUGACCUUCUGUCUACAAUUGACGAGACCAACCUCUCCCUCCCCAAUGAACGCACUUGCCGGCAAGCUUCGAAUCUUGUCGCCACACUGCGCCGGCAGAACGCUCUAGCAGUCGCCGACCUGAGUCUAGCUAGCAUACACAGCGUAAAAAGCAAUGAAGCAUCGGAAGACUUCCAUUUCGCACUAAGCCAAGCCGCACUAUUGACGGAACCGUGGACAGUGGUCUUUGUGCGCUCACUGUCCCGAGCAGGUUACAUUCUAGUCCAAAUCGCAGCUUCAGAUCCGAGUGAAGAGGAGCGCAACCAAGCGAGACAAAGAUGUGGCGAUUGUAUCGAGGGUCUCUGGUAUCUGGGGCGAAAAUCCGAUAUGGCGUUUCUCGCCGCACGCUAUCUAUCGGACAUGUUGGAGGAAGCGAUACACGAUACGAGUACAUGGACGGCCUUCGAAGAAGAAGGCAGUGAUAGUAUCCCAACGGUAUCGUCGCAGUUUGACACAAAUCCUAGUCCAGGGACUGAUGCGGCGAACACUGGGUAUCAACAGCCGUUUGAUUCGAUUGGUGCUUUUCCGCAGUGGUCGGUUGACGACUUGAUGGGCAGUUGUCAGCCGGAUAGCAAGCUGAAUGAGUGUGACGUGGUGAAUUUAGAGACUCCUAUAGAUGUCGAUAGCGCUCUGCUUUGGGACUUUAGUCUGCAGUGCUAG
Messenger RNA from Alternaria atra, 1740 nucleotides. RefSeq lists its product as uncharacterized. The record is from RefSeq and is a predicted model, not a curated record. Lineage: Eukaryota; Fungi; Ascomycota; Dothideomycetes; Pleosporales; Pleosporaceae. The coding region runs from base 1 to 1740 and encodes 579 amino acids. The transcript has 2 exons.